AUGCCGCCGCGCCGUCGUGGAACUUUUGGCUACCGCGGCGUCCGCGCGCGCCCCUUCGGCACGUUCUACUUCGAGAUCCGAUCCGGCGAGAUGCGCCUCGGCCUCGGCAUGUUCGACACCAUCGAGGAAGCCGUUCGCGCGUUCGACGCGGCGGCGUGGCGCCUGAACAGGCCUCGAAGGGAGAUGAACUUCCCCGAGGUGAUGACGAUGGAGUUGGCGGAGAACCUUGCGCCUCAUCCACGGGUAGUCACCGACGAGGACCGUCGCCGGAACCGUAGGCGGGAGCGUCGUCUCAUCAUUGCUGAGAUGGACGAGCAUGCCAUGGAGGCAUGGCGCCGACAGUUCCCGGAAGGAGUCCUCGACAAGCGCCAAUUCUUCGAGCAAAGGAGGGAGGAGAGGGCGGAGAAGAGGGCGGAGCAAGCUGCCUAUCGUGCAGAUAGGCGUACGCGUCUGAAGAAAAGCUCUGAUUCAGUUAGGGUGAGCUAG
Molecule: messenger RNA, 486 nt
Organism: Hordeum vulgare subsp. vulgare (domesticated barley)
Lineage: Eukaryota; Viridiplantae; Streptophyta; Magnoliopsida; Poales; Poaceae
Product: ethylene-responsive transcription factor 3-like
Exons: 2
Coding region: 1-486 (161 amino acids)
Biological process (GO): regulation of DNA-templated transcription
Molecular function (GO): DNA binding; DNA-binding transcription factor activity
Source: RefSeq, a predicted model, not a curated record